Messenger RNA from Ceratotherium simum simum (southern white rhinoceros), 1966 nucleotides. Lineage: Eukaryota; Metazoa; Chordata; Mammalia; Perissodactyla; Rhinocerotidae. The record is from RefSeq and is a predicted model, not a curated record.
CCCAGUGCAGAGCUCUCUGUCACACAGCUGGCCCUGCUCCCUUUCCAAGAUGCUGUUUUGGCACAACCAGCCGGAGCACCUGUGGCCCAGUCCUGGGGAACUGUACCCCGGACCUCCAAGCAGCCUGCUCAGGGAGUCCCUGCCCUUGCCCUACCUGAAGCAGGAAGAGCUGCCCAACAUCCCCGGCACGGAGCCUCCCUGCCCUGCAUUCCAAUAUGUGCUCUGUGCAGCCACCUCGCCGGCCAUGAAGCAGCAAGAGGAGACCCUCACCUACCUGAACCAGGGCCAGUCCUAUGAGGUGCGGAUGCUCUGGAACCCCAAGCUGGGUGAUACCACCCAGUGCCCCCAGGUGCUGAAGAGCGUGGUGCGUGUGGUGUUCCACGACCGGCGCCUGCAGUACACGGAGCAGCAGCAACUGGCAGGGUGGAGAUGGAGCCGGCCUGGGGACCGCAUCCUGGACAUUGAUGUGCCCCUGUCCAUGGGGGUGAUAGAACCCCAAGUCCUGCCCUCACAGCUCAACAUGGUGGAGUUUCAUUGGGACCCAACCAAGAGGACCUCCCUCUUCCUACAGGUUCACUGCAUCAGCACUGAGUUCACACCUCGGAAAAAGGGUGGAGAGAAAGGCGUUCCCUUCCGCCUCCAGAUCGACACUUUCAAGCCCAGUGACAAGGAGCUUCCGCCCGAGCACCUGCAUUCGGCUGGCUGCCUCAUCAAGGUGUUCAAGCCCAAAGGAGCUGACCGGAAACUGAAAACUGACUGGGAGAAGAUUGAGAAACAGCCUCUGCAUGAGAGACACAAGUAUCAGGUCGCCUGUGAGAGCACGGUCUUCGUGGAGUGUCCACCGUGGCCAGAGCCCAGUGCAGAGCCCCACUCGCCUCUCAGCCCUCAGGCUCUGACAUCCCCCUACUCCUGUAAGCUCCUGUCCCCAGAGAGACUCUGCUCCUCACCACCAUUCGCCUUGGACACCUUGGGGGGCAGCCCAGCUGAAGAUCUGAACCCUGGAGCCUCCAUCCUAGAGACGCAGCAGUGGUUGCAUCGACACCGGUUCUCCAGCUAUUGCCGGAUGCUGGCCAAUUUCACUGGCACUGAUCUGCUGAAGCUUACCCGCCAGGACCUUAUCCAGAUCUGCGGGGCUGCCGAUGGGAUCCGCCUUUUCAAUACUCUUAGAGACAGGCCCAUCCGUCAUCGGCUGACUUUAUAUGUGGCUCAGGAGGCCUCUAGGCAAGAGAACGAGGUUCCUGAGAACCCCGACUCAGGCUUUUACCAAGAAAUCUCUCUGAAUGAACUCAGUGCUGUGGAGCUGAUGGGGAAACUGGCGGAGCGCUUGGCUCUCCCAGCCAAUCAGAUCCACCGCCUUUUCCACCAGGGCCCUGGGGGCAUCCUCAUUCUCCUCAGUGACCAGGUAAAUGGGCAGCGGUGCCCUGCAAGGCCCCACAAAGGCCUUGAUCACUCAUCCACCUCAGGCCCAGUUUCCCUCUCCCUGCCCUAGCUUAUUCUGUUUGGCUCUAAGAACAGAACUGCCUUAGUGACCCCUUCUCCCUUGCAGGUGGUUCAGAAUCUUAAGGAUGAAUCAUACUUUGUGGCUGUGGUGAAGAAAGUGCAGAAUCCAGAUGGCUACUACCUGGUUCUGACCUAGGCCCAGGGGCACCCUGCUGCAAGGAGACCAGUGCCAGCCUGGUUCUCUGGAGCCCUGUGUUCACCAGAAGCCUUGUUAAAAUCCUCGGCUGCUUCACUGGGCUCCAGCUGAAGAGCCCAACUGUCAUGUGUCCUACCCGUGGGGAGGAGGCAAGCAGCCCCCAGGCUCACCUUUCUUUCUGCUCAGCAGCAACAGUUGUUGGAACCCAGGACACAGCCCAAGCUGAGCUGAGAUGGCCAAAGCUGUGAGGAAAAAAGCCUGGUGAUAUGGAUAAGGAGCUUCUGCCCCAACAGUGCUGCUGAAAACUGAGUGUUUUAAUUCGUAUUUAAA